Messenger RNA from Brettanomyces nanus, 339 nucleotides. RefSeq lists its product as uncharacterized. Gene Ontology annotation, biological process: cytoplasmic translation; translational elongation. The transcript has a single exon. Bases 1 to 339 code for a protein of 112 amino acids. Gene Ontology annotation, cellular component: cytosolic large ribosomal subunit; ribosome. Lineage: Eukaryota; Fungi; Ascomycota; Pichiomycetes; Pichiales; Pichiaceae. The record is from RefSeq and is a predicted model, not a curated record. Gene Ontology annotation, molecular function: ribonucleoprotein complex binding; protein kinase activator activity; structural constituent of ribosome.
AUGUCUACUGAACAAGAAGCAAUUUCUUACGCCGCCGUAAUCUUGGCUGACGCCGAGUUGGAGAUGUCUGCCGACAACUUAAUGAAGUUGACCGAUGCCGCUGGCCUCGAACUGGACCACAUCUGGGGUUCUAUCUAUGCCAGAGCUUUGGAGGGCCAUGACUUGCAAAAAAUGUUGGCUAAUUUCACUAUUCCAUCUGGUGCUGCUGUUGGUGGUGCUGCCCCAUCUGGCACUGCCUCUGGAGCUGCUGCCGCUGCUGGUGGUGACGAGGAAAAGGAGGAUGAGUCUGCUGAGGAGGAGGAGUCUGACGAUGACAUGGGUAUGGGCUUGUUCGACUAA